Anisakis simplex (herring worm) is the source of this 1590-nucleotide messenger RNA. Lineage: Eukaryota; Metazoa; Nematoda; Chromadorea; Rhabditida; Anisakidae. The record is from the annotation of a GenBank genome assembly.
AUGGAAAAACAAGGAAUGCUAUCAGAGAAGGGGCCCGCAGAUAAGGGUCAUCUGGUUUAUCUGAUUAUGCUAUUGCAUGGUGUUGGAACUUUGAUGCCAUGGAAUAUGUUCAUCACCAUUGCGCCUGCGUAUUUUGUGAAUUACAAACUGAUGGAGACUGAUGAACAAGGCGUACGACAUUCUACGCCGUAUUCGCGGAACUUUUUCAGUUAUUUGGGAAUAUGCUCGCAAUUGCCUUGUCUCUUAAUGAAUCUGAUCAAUAUAUUUAUUGAAUCCAAAACUCCUUUGAUUGGUAAUCCUGUAGUUAGUGGCUAUGACAAUAAAGGACUGCAACAGUCGACGCUCGCUAUUCCCUUCGAGCAGUCCGCCAUGCGUGGGCGUACCUAUCCAUUGCCCGAACUCGGUUCUCGCGUGCGGCCAGAAAGGUCAAGCUCGAUUCGCAGAGCCCAUAGCACCUUGUUUGCGGUCGACGUUCCAGCAGCUUUGUUGCCACUACCACUAGCAUAUCUACAGGAUUAUCCAUCCCAUCUAUUCAUAAGACGAGGUGGUUUAGUAAGGCGGAUAGCCGUCUCGUUGGUAGUUGUUGGAUGUAUUUGUGUGAUUACACUUCUGCUGGUUCUUGUGGAUACGUCUCAUAUGGUGACCACAUUCUUCUUGAUCACCAUGAUCACAGUAAUGAUACUGAACGGUGCGAAUGGUAUUUAUCAGAACUCGAUAUUCGGCCUCGUCUCUGCAUUCCCACAGCAAUUCACCAACGCCAUCGUUGUGGGCAAUAAUCUCUGUGGAACAUUCGUAUCUCUCAUCAAUAUAGUCACAUUACUUGUGGCUGAUACCAUCGAAGUGGCCGCAGUCGGUUACUUCGCAAUAGCGCUUCUAACCGUUGCAGCGUGUUUCGGCAGUGUUUUCAUAUUACCCAAACUGGAUUUCUAUCGAUACUAUCAGAACAAAGCUGCUGAAAGCCACAAAGACAUCGAUUUGGAUCAACCGAAUAAACCUAAUGCAAGUAAACUGCAACUAUACCUUGAUGUUUUUAAACAGGUUUGGGUGCAAUGUAUGAAUGUUUUCUUAACAUUUUUCGUCACAUUAACCAUCUUUCCUGCAAUUAUGGCUGAAAUAAAGUUGUACCGUGCUGAUGGCAAAUACGACUUCAUUCUGCCUGAAUUCUUAUUCACGCCAGUCACCACAUUCCUCUUGUUCAACCUGCUCGCUAUGAUUGGUUCAACUGUGGCCAAUUUCGUGCAAUGGCCCUCACCUCGAUUCCUCUCGAUUCCCGUUCUGAUCCGAUUGUCUCUAAUCCCGCUGAUGAUGUUCUGCAACUAUCGCCCGGCUCGUCGCACUUGGCCCGUCUACUUUACCAGUGAAUACGUCUACUUCGUAUUCGCCAUUAUCAUGUCAUUCACCAAUGGUUACUUCAGCUCGCUGGGCAUGAUGUACGCUCCGAAAUCCGUUGAUAAAUCAAAGGCUGCUGUUGCUGGCAUGAUGUCUGCGUUCUUCCUCAUUUUUGGUAUUUGCUGCGGUGUGGCAUUCACCUUCUUCGUAGCAUAUUUCACUGAUUACCUGGGACCGAAUGCACAGCUUUUGUUACCGUAA